ACGGUCUCGCGAUUCUCGCCCUCUUCAUCCUCCUUUUCCUCCUCUGGCUCUGCAAUUCCGAGAUCAAAGGAAACUACUCAGACCUAACCCUAAUCAGAACUAUACACUCUACAGUUUCGCGACUUUUCCCGCUCUUGUAAUGGGAAAUGGAGCUUGAAGAGAUCGCAGCGGUUCUGGAGAAAAUUUGGGACCUCCACGACAAGAUUAGCGACGCCAUUCACGCUAUCUCAAGAUCGCAUUUCCUUGAUUCCAUUAAAGCUCAGAAGAAAUCCGACGACGUUUUCUUUUCUUGCACCUUCGACAAGAGGAAGCCUCGUAACGAUAGUGUUGAUGAUCGCAGCGGAUUCGUUUUCGUGAAAGAUAUUAACGUUGACAAUGAUUCAGCACUUGCGGAGGCCAAAAGCUUCAAUUCUAUCAGAACUGCGCUCGAGAACCUCGAAGACCAGCUUGAGUUCUUUCAUACUAUACAAUCACAACAGCAGACUGAAAGAGAUGCUGCAAUUGCACGGUUAGAGCAAAGCCGAAUUAUCCUUGCCAUGAGACUGGCUGAUCACCAAGGUCAGAAGUGUAAAGUCAUUGAAGAAGUUCUAGCUUUUGUUGGUGAUGUAGAAAAUGCAGGCUGUUUUAUCAACCCUGAAAAUUUGUUUCAACCACCUAAGAGCCAAUCUGGUGAAAACUUAGGAGGUCAUGUAGGGAAAAGGCCAAAUAUUGUGAUGCAAGUUCUGGCGUCAGGUUUUACCUUUGCCAAAAAAUCUCUUAAAUUGGAGAGGAUGGGUGGGAUAUUGGGGAAUGCUGCUUUGUUCACGGUUAGCAUUCUUGCCUUCCUGCAUGUCCAUCAAGUAGCCUUCCAGAACAAUAUUAUGGUGGAGGUUCCAGAAAUGCGGGAGAAUUCUUUUUAUAGCAAGGGAAAAGAGAACUCUCCAGCUCUUAGUGGUCGUGUGAAGCAUUUGGAUGUUUUGUCAGCUAGGGGAUAGGCUUGAUUUUUGAGAGCUAUACAUGUUCAUGGUUUUAUGACCUUGUUAGAGCGGUUUGUUGUGAUGAACAAAUAUCCAUCUUGUAAUUUUUCUUCCACGGAAAUCCCAAUUGGUGCUGGCAAUUGUGAGUCACUGUUUUGAU
Telopea speciosissima is the source of this 1116-nucleotide messenger RNA. RefSeq names its product plastid division protein PDV1-like. Lineage: Eukaryota; Viridiplantae; Streptophyta; Magnoliopsida; Proteales; Proteaceae. The coding region runs from base 147 to 974 and encodes 275 amino acids. Gene Ontology annotation, biological process: chloroplast fission. The transcript has 2 exons. The record is from RefSeq and is a predicted model, not a curated record.